AUGCACUUACAACGCCUUCUCAGCAUUACGAGCAUCUUGGGCCUGGUUGUCCAGGGCUCAGCAGCGCAAGGGACUGCUGGGAUUGGGGCCUGUAGAAAUACUACCGUGGCCAUCCUGGGAGGUGGAAUGGCGGGGAUUACUGCUGCGCAAGCGUUGAACAAUCAAUCCAUCUCCGACUUUGUCAUCGUUGAAUACCAGAACAGAAUCGGCGGGCGGGUGAACCAUACGACAUUCGGACAAAAGGCAGACGGCACACCCUAUGGUGUUGAACUCGGAGCAUACUGGGUGCAAGGGGCCGGUGCAACAAAUGGCUCUGGAAACCCGAUAUUGAGAUUGGCCCAAAAAUAUAAUCUAACAACGGCGCUCUCCGAUUUCACCUCGAUGCAGACCUACGAUGACACCGGAUCGGUUGAUUACACUUAUCUACUGGACGAAUACGAAAUAGCGUCUAAGAAAAUGGCAGAAAUUGGCUCAGUUAUCCUUAAAAACAACCUACAGGACAUGAGUAUCCGCCAAGGCAUGGCCUUGGGAGGAUGGAAACCUAAGGUUGACGACAUGGCGGCCCAGGCAGUAGACUGGCUGAGAGGCGAUGUGGAAAGUGCCUCCCCUGCCGGUGAGAGCUCCCUCGCCUUCAGCCUUGCGGCAGGUGGCUUUACCUUUGGCCAAUUCGGGCCCGAUAAUCACCUAGUCACGGAUCCGCGCGGAUACAGCGCUAUUAUCGAGGGCGAGGCAGACACCUUCCUGGAGAAUAAUGACAGCCGCCUACUUCUCAAUACUAAAGUCACCAACAUUAGCUACUCGGACACUGGGGUCACAGUCUAUAAUCAUGAUGGCACCUGUAUUACGGCGAGCUAUGCCAUCUGCACCUUCUCCCUUGGCGUCCUACAGAACAUGGUGGUGGACUUCAACCCCGAGCUCCCUUUAUGGAAACGCACUGCGAUCCAAAAAUUCACCAUGGGGACCUACACCAAGAUCUUCAUGCAAUUCAACGAGACCUUCUGGCCGAAGAACAGCCAGAAUUUACUAUAUGCCUCCCCGGAACGGCGUGGCUACUUCGCAUCCUUCCAGUCGCUGUCUGCACCUGGCUUCUUAGAAGGCUCGAACAUUCUGUUUGCAACGGUUCUCGCUGAGGAGGCUUACCGCGUUGAGCGCCUUUCCGAUACUGAGACCCAGGCUGAAAUCAUGGCCGUCCUGCGAGAGAUGUUUCCCGGGACCACUAUCCCUGAACCAACUGCUUUCCUAUAUCCUAGAUGGAACAAGGCGGAAUGGGCAUAUGGGAGCUACUCAAACUGGCCGCUAGGAACCACUCUAGAGAUGCACCAGAACCUGCGCGCCAAUACUUCACGAUUGUGGUUUGCGGGCGAGGCGACAAGCUCACAGUACUUUGGCUUUCUACAUGGGGCAUGGUUUGAGGGUAGGGAGGUCGGAGCGCAGAUUGCGGGGUUGAUACAGGGCCAUUGUACAAAUGUGACUGAGGAGAACGAGUGUGGGGGAAGGAAGUAUUAUGAAACCUUGACAGGGUCCACGCCCUCAAACGCCUAUACCGUAGAAAACGGAUGGCCUGGUGGUUUGCUUUAUUAG
Messenger RNA from Penicillium samsonianum, 1581 nucleotides. RefSeq lists its product as uncharacterized. The transcript has 7 exons. Bases 1 to 1581 code for a protein of 526 amino acids. Gene Ontology annotation, molecular function: oxidoreductase activity. The record is from RefSeq and is a predicted model, not a curated record. NCBI's taxonomy places the organism in Eukaryota, Fungi, Ascomycota, Eurotiomycetes, Eurotiales, Aspergillaceae.